Messenger RNA from Octopus sinensis (East Asian common octopus), 1244 nucleotides. Its product is annotated as leucine-rich repeat-containing protein 40-like. Gene Ontology annotation, molecular function: protein binding. The transcript has 2 exons. Bases 1 to 1041 code for a protein of 346 amino acids. Lineage: Eukaryota; Metazoa; Mollusca; Cephalopoda; Octopoda; Octopodidae. The record is from RefSeq and is a predicted model, not a curated record.
AUGCAAAAAAUAGACGCCAAAUACAAUCAGUUGGGGGCGAUCCCUGGGACCCUAUUUCGUCUCAAGGAGUUGCGACAAGUCGACUUGUCCUCCAAUUUGAUUAAAAAAAUCCCGCCAACACUCCCCAAAGCCACUGGAUUGCUCGAUUUUGAUUUAAGGGAAAAUAAAAUCAGAGCUCUUCCUGCAGCCAUCAACAAAGCCAAAUCCAUCCUUCGCUUUGACGUCUCGAAUAACAUUAUCAAGACAUUCCGUAAACAAGCAUAUGAACUAACGGGGUCACUUGACAUUUCACGGAAUCGUCUCAACGGACUUCCUCCAAUCGGAGCAAAGCAAAAGGCGACGUUGAAAAAACUGGAUGCUUCAUACAACACCAUUUCUAAACUUCCUCAGACGAUUGACCGGGUCUCCUUUCUACGUCGACUGGACCUCUCCAACAACAACAUCACCCAUGUCCCCGAAUCCUUUGGAAAUCUGCGUUAUUUGAACUAUUUAGACAUGUCAAAUAACGACAUUGAAGAGAUUCCGAAUUCAAUUUGUCAGCUGAAAUAUAACCUUGUUGAAUUAUACUUGUCUAACAACAAAAUUUCAAAAUUCCCCAAAGAUAUCGACGAAUACAAAAAAUUACGAGUCCUUGAUUUGUCAGCAAAUCAACUGGUCAAAAUACCUCGGAAAUUUGCCAUGAACCAGUCAAUAAAACACGUGAAUCUCUCAAAAAACCAACUGGAGGACAUUUCCCCAGUCACUGAUUCUCUCUUAAUCCACUUUCUGGACAUUUCAGAGAACUGCAUCCCGGAAAUACCCGAAACAAUCAAAAACCUGGUUUACCUGGAAACACUGCUGGCCUCGCACAACCAAAUAAGCCCAGAUGAGCUACAACAACUCAGUCGGCUUAACAAACUGAAUAUCGCCCACAACCAGAUUGAGGCACUACCCGAAAACCUGGGACAUCUUCAACUGAUAAAUUAUCUGGACAUUAGCAAUAAUCCAAUCACCAGACUCUCCGAAAAUAUUUUUAACGUUGGAGGACUGUUUCUAGUUUAGAUCAAGUCCCUCGAAUACUUUUAUCUCAACAACCUUGAAUUACAAGUCAUUCCAAAGUCGAUUCAGUCAUUUUCCAAUUUGAGGGAUUUUCAUUUGUGCAAUAACAAAGUGGAAACGUGCCACAUUCCACAAAAUGUCAAAAGUCUAAAAAUAUCACACAACCCAUUAAAGUGAACUUGGACAGUCAAAUUUCCAGGUCUGUC